This is a messenger RNA of Cottoperca gobio, 4765 nucleotides long. It is a transcript of the gene cfap61, whose product is annotated as cilia and flagella associated protein 61. The record is from RefSeq and is a predicted model, not a curated record. Lineage: Eukaryota; Metazoa; Chordata; Actinopteri; Perciformes; Bovichtidae.
UAAAUGUUGGGUUGAUGUCAGUCCAAGUGAAGAUGAGGACCUUCAUUUCAGCCAGUGGCCAAGAGGAAACCGUGACCGUCAGAAGAAGCGAAUCAGCUGAUGCUCAGGGGAUUGGAAACCUCACCAGUCCUGCAGCUCUGGCGGUUUUUGGAAGAGUCAAUAUAAUUCAUCUUCUAGAGAAAGCCAAUCUGGCCGUGACUGUGGCCAAUGAGAAGGGAGACAUUGUGGCUCACGCUUCCUUCUUCGAUCACCCUGUUGGAGACUUGGUGGAUCAGACUCUUUGGGAACCUUUCCUGCAAAAACACUUCAGCGCUAAAAAAUGCACACCUGUGAACACACUCUUCCUCCACUUCUUCGUGGCACAGCCAGAUUUCACAACAGCAAGUGUAAAAGAAAUAAUGAGGGCUGUCUUUAACGCCAUCGCAGAGCUUGAAUACAUCUGCCUGGUCAGCCCGAACGUUGGUGUUUUAGAGCCGGCGCUGGAUGAGAUGUUUAAGCCGCUGCAGCGCCUCACUGUCCCCGGGCCUCAGUGUUUAGCAUUCAUCUGCCACAGACGGGAGCACUGCCCCAAGCUUCACAUCCGCCCUGCCAGGGUUGAAGAUCACGAUGACGUAAUGAAGAUAUUUGAAGAGCAGACAAAGAUUCUGUCGGUCAUCGACCGGCCGUACUUCCUGGUGGACGUCUCUGAGUCUCAGAACGAGGAAGAUCGCACGUCUGUUUGUGAGAGUGACGGAGUCGUCGUCGGCUUCAUCAGUCUCACUUCUGUUGUGGAUUUGAAACGUCUGCACGACAGCUUUGAGUUGAGUGAGUUUGAUGGUUUCUACAAACUGCAGCAAAUGAAACCCGAUGUACCUGCCGCUCAGUCCGACUCGAGGGGAGAAGAACCCAGAACAACCCACGCCGACAAAUCACCGCAGGAGGAGACGCAGCCCACCGCAGCACCAUGUUCCUCAAAGAGAUCCAACGCCGUCUGUAUUCAGUUCUUCGUUAUUGAGAAGAAUUAUGAAACGAGAUCACUGGACUUUAUUCCACAUAUAUUCAAACUUUUCCCUGACGUGGACUUCUGCCUCAUCACCGUCCCGACGCUGUCCCCAGAGUUCCUGUUGCUGCAGAGCUUCCUCAGGGUGCCCCCCCGCGCCACCAGCUCGCUGCCCCGUGAACUCUACGUGUUCCCCCGCGCCGGCCUCAGGAGUGUGCAGGUGAGGCCGGCGCUGGCUGCAGACCGGCUGGCGGUCUCUGACCUGGUGAAGGGUCUGAGACUCAGUGAGUCUCUGCUGCAGGACCUGGACUGCUUCUAUGAGACGCGCAGAGACCCGGGCGGCGUGCCGCUGCAGGCCUUCGUGGCCGAGGUGCACGCUCAGGUCGUGGGGGUACUGAUCAUCAGAGACGAGCAGGACAUCAAAUACAUUUGUUCCCACUACAACAUCGAGAACUUCAUCUACUUCAGCCAUCACCGCUCCGAGGAGCACGCUCAGAUACGCCACUUUGUCCUCAAACCCUCCUUCCAGCACUUCAGCAAACACUUGUUUAAGGAGCUCCUCCGGCUGGCGCACAAGUCCUGCCUGUUCCACAGAGUGUACCCUCCCAAUCACAGCCGGGAGAAUUCCUGCGUCCACCAUCUGGAUUCUGUCCUCAACUGUGCGGUUCCUGUCCGACCACGACGCCAGAUCAUCUACCCGCUGGAGGAGCUUGGCAUCAACGGGCCUUCCAGGCAGAUCACCGAGGAGCAGGAACCAUUUGCUCUGAGCCUCAUCAGCAGGAAGUUAACCAUGGAGCCAAAGGUCACCAUCAAUGCCAGGAUUGUGGUGGUGGGGGCGUCGGACACGGGUUUAACUUUCCUCCAGGUGCUUUGUUUCUGCCCCCACCUGAGGUUCAACAGCCUGACCCUCAUCUCAACACACGCUUUCCCCGGCGACUACAACCACGAGGACGUCGGAUUUCUGUCAACAAGCCAUGCGUACAGCAGCAGAGACUUGGCCCAGCUCCCUCUGCGUUCCUGCGUCAGUGUGGUGACCGGGAAGAUGGUGGGCAUCAACCGGAAGUCCAAAUACGUCCGUGUGUCUGGUGGUGUUAAGGUGCGCUACGAUCACCUGGUCCUCUGCACGGGCCUGCAGUACCAGGUGCCGCGUCCUACUGCUGUGACUCCGCCCCACACAGACAGCCAGCUGCAGGCUCCGUCCACAGUCCCCGAGCCCGUCCCCUCCAACCUCUUCACCCUCAACGACCUCCACGACUGCAUGGCUGCUCGCCGCUGGCUGCUCGCCAACUUUGUGGAGCUGGAGGGUAACGCCAUCGUCUAUGGGAACAGCAUCGAUGUCUUCACCACCGUGGAGACUCUGCUCAGCCUUGGCAUCCAGGGACGUCGUAUCCAUCUAGUCCUCACACAUCCCGGCGUCUCCGGCCUCAGCGACCCUGUCGUGGAGAAGGCUGUGGCGACAGCCAUGAGACGGGCAGAAGUCCAGGUGCACCAGAAGUGCCUGCUGGCCCGGCUGAACAACGGAGAACAACCCGAUCCCCUCACAUGCGUGUCCUUCACCACCGACUCAGAGCCCCUCCAUCUGCAGUGUGGAGUGUUCAUUAAUCUCUCCAACAAAGGAGUCGAUUCCGACGCCUUCAAGAGCAUCAACAGCUCCUUCCUGGUCUUUGAUGGCAGACUUGUCAUAAAUGCCACUUUCCACACCUGCGACUCAGCUAUUUCUGGAGCCGGACCUCUCACCAAGUUCUCCCGCUGCUACUACUCAGACGAGUGGUCGCACGCCAACUUCAACUCCAAGGAAGUGGGCCGGGACCUGGCGGCCAUGUUGCUGCCCCUCUUCGACCCGACUCUGGAGCCUGCAGUGGAGCCUACACCUGGAAAGGAUGGAGUCGUACCGCUGUACAAACAGGCUAAGAUUCAAGGUGGGACGCUGCCUGGAGGAUAUCACUACCUGCAUGUGACCAAACCGUCUGCUGCCAACCUCACCGGCCCUCCUGUCACACAUGACAGCGGCAUCGUGACCGGACGAGUGGAGACGGGGAACUACUUCUGUUUACAUUUGGACAGCUACGAGCUGGUGGAGACGCUCACCUGUCUCUCCCUGAAGCCCCUCCCCGUCUCCAAUUACCUGAGUCUGCACGGGAAACACCAGCAGCUGCUGGGCCAGCUGUGCAGCCGCCACCAGCAGGGCCUGAUCCCCGACCUGUACAGUUUCUUCACACAGAGCUGGUGUUUGGCCAUUUAUCACGACAGAUUCUGCGACUUUGAGCAGGAGCUUCAUCCGAUCACCUCGACUCCACACGACUCGCACGUCCAUCAGGAUGGAUCACAAGACGCUGAGAGACGAGCGGCUCUGAGGAGCAGCGCUGUCAAAUAUCUGACCUACAACCGGAACCUGCUGCCCAUGUUCGCCUGCCCGGGACAGCUGUGACAUCACAUCAACCAAGCUUUCUAACACUGUUGACUGUGUGUCCAACAAACAUGUUGAAUAUGUCAUAAAACCUUUUCACUCCUGCUUUGUUUCCUGGCUUCUUCCUCUGAAAGGUGGAAAUGAAAAGUGAAUGUGGAUCUCCUCGACCUCGUGGUUGUUUGUUAAAUACAGAGAAAACAUGGUGAGAACAAGUCGUGGUGGAAAACUUCACUCCAUGAAUGUUACACAUCGGUGUGUUUCCAGGUGUCUCUACUGCAUCUGUUAUCCAGAGGAAGCUGCGUGAGGCUACAUUAGCCACUACUGAAUCUCAGAUGCAUUGUGGGGGAUGUAGGCGGUAACGAUUAUUCACAUUAUUCAUUAAUCUGCUGAUUAUUUUCUCGGUUAAUAGUUUGAUCUUAGAUCUCAAGAAAUAGUGAAAGAUGUCCAUCACAGUUUAUUAAAGUCCAAGCUGAUGUCUUUAAAUGUUUAAAUGUUUUCAGUCUAAAACCCAAAGAUAUUCACUUUAAUAUGAUUAAAACAGAAGAAAGCAGCGAUAUUCAAUUCUUCUUCUUCUGUGGAUCGACUAGUCAUUGCAGCUCUGAUGGAAUCAAAAGAAGAAAUAUUUUUAUGCAUCGACUUUGAUCCUUUUCGGAGCGAAAUGUAAUGUAUUGUGAUGUAAUGUAAUAUAAUGUAGUGUAAUGUAAUGUAAUGUAAUAUAUGUAGUGUAAUGUAAUGUAUUGUGAUGUAAUGUAAUAUAAUGUAGUGUAAUGUGAUGUCAUGUAAUGUAAUAUAAUGUAAUGUAAUGUGAUGUAAUGUAAUGAUACAUCACAGGGUUUAAGGACGACUAACAUUAAUAUCUGUCUUCGACUCAAACUAUUGAAGUGAAAGCAAAUUAAUUAUCCCUUAAAGAGAAGUCUCUUUAUUUGAAUUUAAGGGACUUUUUUUACAACAAAAAUGUUAAUGUUAGUAAACAUUGCAAACUAAUAUUGUAAUUUAAGAUUAGGAUUGUGUAAAGUUAUGUUCCCUGACAACUGGAAACUCUUAAUGUAGAGUAACGUCUUUUUCAUUUGUUCCUUAAUUUGACUUUUCCAGCACAUUUUUCUCAUGUAAACAUCACAAUAAAUCGUUUCAGCUCGUUAAUUUGAAUAUUAUCUGAGGAUGGAAACUCACUCCUGCUUAUAUAGAUGCACAGUCAGGUUGUUUUCAAUAAUUGCUGACACCUCUGUUUUGUAUUUCCACAGACUCCUCCAUAAAGUGCCAACUGUAACUACGCAUUGUCGGGACAUGUUUGGUACGUUCAUGAGGAUCCGGAUCACUUUGUGACCUUCUGACUCCUUCAGCCCCAUGAUGGGAACAUAAAGAUCUAUUUCAUCUUUAAC